UUGUUUGAACGAUUGCUGUCAAAAUCCAUUUGGCUACAUGGGGACAAGUACUGUGUGCGAGCCGAAAGGAAGACACAGACCACGGAGUACCGUAAAAAUAUUCUAAAAUAUUGCCGAGAAUGAGUGUUGUUAUAAGUGUAUAGAUUAUAUUAGAUUAGAAUUUUACACCAACUUCGCGUGUAGGCAUUGUUAGCAGAGAAAGCAAAGUAUUUAUUCUGUUGUUGUGGGUAACUAAAAUCUUCUUCCUUCACAAAACAUUUGCAUCGGAACAAGGGCAGGAACAGGAACCAGCAGCCACUCUAUCUAUAGGUGGUGUGCGUGUGAUUCGUUCUUCGUGAAACCGUUAGAGCGAGCGAGAGAGCAGCAGCCUGCUUGUACACACCGAAAGAGUCAAGAUGGCCGAUCUGGACGCAGUGAAUCUCGGGCUAGAUGAAACGGAACGGGACAUCGCGGAAGCGCUGGAAAAUUCAUAUGACACCCGAUCGGAAGCAUCCGGUGAUGGAGACGGCGAUGCCGAUGAAGCCGACGCUGGCGAUGCGGAUGGAUCACAUCCUAGCAUCAGUUCGGUCAGUUCGGCCGAAUCAGAUUCCGGUACCGAUUUAGAGGAGGAUGAGGGUGGUGAAGGCGAUAAAAAGAAAAAAGACGAUGCAAAAACCACCCAACAGGAAAAUGGCGCCGCCAAGGAUAAGCAGAUGACGAAGAAAAAGACGAAGAAAGUGCCCGCGGCUGGAAAUGAUACAAAACACAACAAUGCUGAAGAGGAAGACGACGAGGAAGAUGAAGAUGAAAACGAUGAUGACGACGAUGAGGAAGAUGACGAUCCAAUGGAAGAGGAAGAUGACGAGGAGGAAGAGGAGGAGGAGGAAGAUGAUGAUCAGGACGAACGGCGUAAUAACAAGCGUGUGAAAAAGACUAAAAUUACCGCCGCGAAGGUGGUAUCAACGAAGAAAAAGCUUGUCACUAAAAAGGUGGCCGCAUCCAAGCAACCGCAGCAUGUAAAGAAGAAGGCUAAAACAGCUGUAACCAUCGUGAAAGAAGACACGGAGAAGACAACGUCUGUUGAGAAGAAGAAAAAGAAGGUGUCCACUGUGACACAGGAUGGCAAAAAAGGUGCCGGGAAGAAAAAGGAUGACACGGCUUCCGCCGCUGCGAGCAAUGGUCCGGAGACAAAGGACGAUACGGCCAACAACAGUAUCAACAAUGCAAACGACACAAGUACUAGCAGCAGCAGUAGCAGUAGCGGAAGCAGUAGCAGCAGUGAAGCUGGUAGCAAGAAGGACGAUCGGAAAUCUAGAAGCCGCAGCCCGGCCUCGGGUGCGCCAGAAGCAAAGCGUAGCCGCACGAAAGCGGCCGGUAAUGCGGCCGGCACGAAAAACACAGUUAAAUCAUACGACUACGUAACGAAGAUCAACUAUCUGUUCCGCGAAGCCCGUUUCUUUCUGAUCAAAUCGAACAAUCACGACAAUGUAGCGCUGUCCAAGACGAAAGGCGUCUGGUCAACCCUGCCACCGAACGAAGCUAACCUGAACCAAGCGUUCCGGGAAAGCCGCAAUGUAAUACUGCUGUACUCCGUGAAGGAAAGUGGCAAGUUUGCGGGUUUCGCACGCAUGGGUGCAGAGGCAAGGCGCGAUCUACCGGCCGUCGAUUGGGUGCUGCCCCCGGGCAUGUCGGCGAAAGCCCUCGGUGGGGUGAUCAAGAUCGAUUGGGUGUGUAAGAAAGAGCUACCGUUUACCAGCACUUCCCAUCUCUAUAACGCUUGGAACGACGAUAAACCGGUGAAGAUUGGUAGAGAUGGGCAGGAGAUCGAGCCCAAGGUGGCGGAGGAACUGUGUCGAUUGUUUACGGAAGACACAAGCAUCGAUAUGACUCCGAUACUGAAGAAAUCAAAGGAAGCGUCAAAGCUGAUGAAGGAAAAGGCGGCGUCGAAGUCGUUCCGUAGACCCCCGAACUUCGGGCGGCCUACAUCGUCAUCGUUGAGAAGUCGCAGCAGUGGAGGAACCGGGGGUGGCAUUGGACCGAUACGACGCGGUGGCAGACGUAUGUUUACGGGGCCGAAAAGUGGAAGAGAUGGCGGAGGCGGUGGAAGUCGAUCGCACGGGGCAAGCUCGAUGUUUGCACCUUACCGGAAGGACCGGCAUGGUGGUGGUGGCAGCGGAGGUAUUGGCGGCGGUGGCAGUCGACACGGUGGUCAUGGAAUGGGCGGACCACGCAUGGGAAUGGGAGGUGGUAACGGUAGUGACGGCGGUGAUCGCGGCGGUGGCGGUUUGUCACGAGCUGCGGGCCUCGGGGCAAUGCAUCACCCGGCCCAUCAUCACCGUUGGGCCGAUGGGUACAGUUCUACGGCUGCUGCCGAGGCGUACGUCGCCGACUACAUGCGCAACAUGCAGAACCAGCUGCCUCCGAUGCCGUACGCACCACCGCCCGGUUACCCGGGUAUGCCGAUGCCGUACGAUAAUUUGCCGCCACCACCACGAUACUACGAAGGAUUGCCAAUACCGGAAUAUCCCCUACCGCCCGGUUCCAUCCCGGGCAGUGUAACUGGUGCUGGUGGGAUGCCUCCGCCCCGCAGCCACGCGGCUGCUGCAGCGGCGGCCGCCGCAAUGUACGACAAGCGAGCGUACGAGCAGUCGAUGGAGGAGUUCAUGUGGAAAUCGGCAAACAGCAUGAGCACCGGAAGUGCAGGCAGCGGAGGCGGUGGUGGAGGAGGUGGGGCUGGUGGGACUGGCGGUAGCCAGGGUGGUGGAGGUUUGAGUAGCGCUGUCGGUGGGCUUGUUGGUGGUAUACCGACGAUGAAGGGACCGCCACCGGUUCUUCCAAGCCAUGGUUACCACGUACCUCCGCCGAUGAUUCCUCCGAUGCAUCAUCAUCACAUGCACCGUAAGAAUGAUCGUGGGGAUGGAGGUAUCGGCAAUUCGUCAGACCGUGGCCAGCAGCGGGGUGGAGAUCGAGAUCGUUCCAACCACCGUAGCGAUCGCAACCAGCACAGGGGUGGUGGUGGAGGCGGUGGUGGUGGCGGUGUCCGUGGGUACAACAAUCGUGAUAGGCGAUGAUUCGAAGCUUCGACGUUUCACCAGUAUUCCCCAUCCGAUCGGUUUUAGUAUUAGGAAGGAGGAAUCGAAUUGAAAAUCUAUAUCACCUAUUAUCCAUCCAGAGAAAAAUAAGGUGAUGUCUCAAAGAAUGCAUCAUGGAACCCUCAUCGCGCUUACGUUGAUUCACCGUAGCUUCUCCCAUCGUCGUGUGCAAUAGUGGGUGGGCAUCAUAAGGCGUCAUGUUAGCGAUCACUCCAACACAUCCCCAUUGUGCAACCCAUCACGAAAUCAUGUGCGAAACCGUGAACGAUCGAUCGAUUCCUAUCGUCUCCGAUCAGUCGUUUAUGGGUAGCUUUCGUACAUUGCCGUUCCAGCAACUUUCAUCACAACAAGCAGCAGUACCAGUUGACCAUUUCGUGUUGCUUGGGCACUAGGAACGUGUUAUGUUUCGGUGCCCUUUCCUGUUAAUCACAUACUACGAGUAAUCAUCGCCACAUCAUCGGAGUCUGGAUUCUGUAAUCAGCGCUACAGAUGGCGGUGUGACAGACGUUCUCACGUCUUAUACCGCCGGAUUUGGAGAAUGGAUAACGCUAACAACAUCAUCAUAGCCGGCAAUCAUCGGUUAUCAUGGAUAGCCUGUCGGCAUUAACAGCAGCAGCAGCAGCAGAAUGAUCACGAGCGAUGCAUCGAUGUUGUAGUUGGUGCAUUUUAUUGUGAAAUGUUCUGCAAUUGUGCGCGAGUGCGAAUUAUCAGAAGAAGAAAAAAAAAAGGAGUACAAGUGCGGUCGAGUGCAGUUUUUAUGCUUUUAUUUGCGUGAAGAAAAUUCGUGUAUGUGGCGUUAAAUUGGUUUCGGUGUAUCAAAGUGAUUCAUAGUGUGUGAUAUGCAUGCUGGUGCAUUUGCUGCGAAAGGAUGCUGUAGGCUCAGAUCUCAGAGGCAUAAGAAAAGGGGAAUAUAGUUUUUGGUAUGAAAAUGAAUAGGAUUUUAAAGGAUUUUUGUAGAAUAGAACGGAAGAAGGGAGGAUCAGACGGUGAAUUACAAAUUUGUGCUGACAAGCUGCGUAUGAGAGCGAACAUUUAUGCGACAAACAGCGAGUGAAAAGCAUAAAAUGAAAACGAGUAAAUCGAUCGAUAGUUUCUGGAGCGAACUGAAAUAAUAUUGUAACGCGGAAUCAAUUUACAUAAGAUCAACAACUUGGCGGUGCUAAAUUCGAAGAGAUUGGAGAUUUAUUUUUUGACACAAACAAACAGCAAGUAGCAGAAACUACACUACAGAAGGACUUCACAUUUCUUAUCAUUCAACAAAGAAAAUUUUCAUUGCGUUAGUGGUGUUCCCAAAAGUAUAAUACAAAAAAAAAUUGAAUGAACUGUUCCUUGUGGCAAAACAGAUUAAAACCAACCCGACAGUACAUCCAUAUCCGUACAAAUAUAGGUUCGGAAAUCGAAACACAAAAAGUGGAUAAACUGUUUGUGGUACAAUUAAACAUAUAAAAGUAUAUGGUAAUAAGCAUAGUACGUAACGCUCGAUCCACUACAGACAUGUUUAACAUCAUGCCCAGCGCUCUGCACGAAAUCAAUUGAUCAUGUCAUGUAAAUGAUACUAAAGGACGCUUAGUGUGUGCGUGUGUUUGUGUGUUUUGUUUACUUUUCAACGAUCACCAUCCCGUUAACGAUAGAAGGGUACUCCAAGUUGUCGGUGCAACAUACAACAUAAUAAUAUACACGGAACGUAUAUGUGGUGCAUCGCGACUGGAUGAACAUAAUCUUAUAGAGGACAGGCAAACAAAGAGUGUUACUUUAUCAUUUGUUCUAUAAGAGCGUGUGUAUGUGCAUGUGCACUGCGUGUGUGUGUGUAAAUAUAAUUUCGAACUUUCCGAUUCUUCACGAUGAAAAUAAAUUAUUUACGAUAAAAAAGGCACAUUAUGACACAAAACACAAAACACAAAAGCACACCGAAAAACACACGCACACAACACCCACAGUGAAAUAACGAAAGUAAACAAAAUGCAGCAAAUUAGCGUCUUCGAUACAUAGAGAGUAACGGAGCAGUGCGCGUACAACGAUCUAUAGUUUGACGCAAAACAAAUCUCAAGCAUUAUAGGAAGUAAUACAAUAGGCACAUAGAAAUGGUAUGAAUCCUCCCUGAAUUGAUCCCGACAAAGCAUAUUUGAAAUUAUUGCAAAACCAAUUAUGUUAGGAAGAGAUCGUCGUAGUGCGAUGAAUUAUUAGACGCCAGCAAUGCAUACAAAGCAAGGGAAGGGGUGGCGACAAUGUGCGACAAAACAGCUCCCUUGAACCGGUUAGGCAUAUAUAUGAACUUUUAUGUUACUAAAACCCACCCAAAUCACUCUCUGUCCUAAGCCGAUCAAACAGCAAAUACUACAUCUACACGCAGUAUAAAUGUAUUCAAUAAAGUUAAACAAAAAUCUAAAGUAGCCGUAAACCCAAAACCACCAAAUGGACCUUUUGCCGAUCCUGCUGACGGUUAUCGAUCUAAGCAAAGAAAAAAAAAUCUGUGUAUGUGAUGAUAGAAUAAAAGUGUCGAAAUGAAAACGAUCGAAAGCACCAACAUCGAAGCAGCCGUUUGCUCAACGAAUAAGGAUCACUCCUUGAUAAAAGUGCGUAACAACAGUGUGUGGCAAGAUCGGCAAAAUUGUGCGCUACGUUGGGCUGUGCUUUUGGUGUGUUUGCUUUGGUUGUACGGAAACCACGAAACUUGUGGACACUCUAUACCAAUCUACCUAAUCACACAUCGUAACCGGCAUACGGAAAAUGCGUGAAUGCUGCGAAGGGGUGGGUGGUUAUGGUUAUCGUGCUGGGAAAAUUGGGGCUACAUUUGCCAAAAGAACUGUUCCAAGCGCUGCUGCGUUAAUGAAGCAGCUGGCUAACAUAUCCAGCUAAGAAGAGAAAAAAAACACAUCCUUUGCGGAGGAUCAACACUUUCAGCAUGAUGAUGCUGCCCUUCCAAGUGUUGUUGCGAGGAAUGCUUCGAAACAGUGUAUUUAUCAUGACAGUUUUACAGCGAUGUGGAAUUACGUGCAAAAAGUGCAAUCAUUUAAUUCUAUACGAAGAGAGAGUUAAAUUAGAUCACUUAAAAAGGUGAUGGUUGUGUGUGUAUUAAUGAGCGAUCGAUUUUCCCGAUAGCAACAUUGCUUCAUUGUUCGUCGGGAAUCGUUCGUGCUAUUUGGAUGGUGCUGGUGGUGCAUAGUGAGAAUAAACGACGAGCUUAUUUUUUGAUACACCCAUGAACUUACCGUCCACAUGCACACCGGAAAAUGCACCCAAAGUUGAAGUGCGUGUAUCUAUACAUCUGUGUAUGGAAUGUGUUAAGAUCAUCAUAAUGGCUCGUGAAACAAAUGGCUCAUUUAAGAAAAAGGACCCUUUCCCUUAAGGACUACCCACUACUAAUGCCUAUUUCCGAGUUCCAACAUUGAAUCAAUCGUGUUGAUAAAGUAUUUGGGCUUCUGUGGGGGUUCUUAUACUGCUGCAAAGAAAACAACAAACAAACGAAUGGUCCGUAGCGUGAAAUAGUGAAAAACGAAGAGUGUCUGUGUGCGAGAGAGAAUUAAGAGACUAUUUUUUUAAAAUGAAAAUCCAUGUCUUACGGUGAUAGAUUCUAUGAAUCUUGCUACUCCAACGACGAAUAGUGGCUACUAUUGUCCACCAUAGCACUUUCUAUGAAAGUGGCCAAACACAAAGCGGAACGUGCGUUCAGUACAUUAAUCGUAUCGAUGCCAAAAUAUGAAGGAGAAGAAAUGCAGUUGACAAACGCUUUACUGCAAUGCACAAAACGAUCGGGAAAGAUUUCUUGCUCUUCUGCUGCGUGGAUGAAUUCUUAACAUCUUUAUUUGCAUCAAACUUUUACUUCCAACAAAAGGGACCUUUGGUCCAGCCCAACCAGGAGAUCAGAGCAUCAGCGAGCGCUUGGCGGAAAGGAUCAAAAUCGGAUGUACCUGUACAAAAUCAACUGGAAAUACCUACCGACCGUGCAUCUGUUAAUAGCACCCAGUCUGACGCUUAUCCUGCGAGUGCAAGAAGUCUUUUCCGGUCAGCGAAACUCGAAACUAUAGACGACUGCCCUUCGACUUAUGUUCCUUCAGUGAUUGGGACAGUUGCGGUUACUGUUAUUCCAUGUGAAAAAUACAACAGAAAGGAAUUGAGUUUAGGGAUGUAUUUUUUUUUUACUAGAUAAUGAUAAUCUUUUUUGCAUUAGAAACGACUUAACUUAAAGAGAGGUAACUAGUUCCGUGUGAAGGUGCGGAAAAGCAUUUGUGCCUAUAUUUUUUUUAUUAAAACUUUUACACAUAAACGCUUUUUGAAAGUACACAUUUGGCCUACCUGGAGUGUGUCGAAGUCCAGGAUAUAUUGAUAACACACAAAAGAGAGUCAAUGUUUCACUUUUAGAAGUGAUAACUUAGUUCCUUACUUUGGAGAACUUCAUAUCAAAGAUCAUGUCGAGAAUAAGCAAAACAAAACAAAAUACAGAUACUAUUUAUAUUUGUUCUAAUGGAUAGAUGGCAAGAAGAUGUGGUAAUUGUUUCUAGGUGCAAAACCAUGACCAUGAAUGGCAAAAGUGUUUCUUUAACUGUAGAUGUGAGUAGAUAACUGCAUCCCAUUGAUGUUACUAUACAUUUUGGCAAGACAAAUAUUUAUUACAUACAAGCAAAAUAA
This is a messenger RNA of Anopheles funestus (African malaria mosquito), 7697 nucleotides long. RefSeq names its product YTH domain-containing protein 1 (gene Ythdc1). The record is from RefSeq and is a predicted model, not a curated record. Gene Ontology annotation, molecular function: N6-methyladenosine-containing RNA reader activity; mRNA binding. Gene Ontology annotation, biological process: regulation of alternative mRNA splicing, via spliceosome; mRNA splicing, via spliceosome. The coding region runs from base 396 to 3050 and encodes 884 amino acids. NCBI's taxonomy places the organism in Eukaryota, Metazoa, Arthropoda, Insecta, Diptera, Culicidae. Gene Ontology annotation, cellular component: nucleoplasm. The transcript has 3 exons.